AUGCAUUUCCCAUCUUUUGCCAUUUCCAUUUCGGCGAUGCUCUCAUGUGCAGACGGCCUUGAAGUUAUGUUUGAAGCCAACAGCCCGCUGCCUAUUCUCCGGUUGCCCUAUGGGGCAUGGAGAGCUGCUACCUACAACAAUGCAUCCGAUAUCUUUGUUUUUCGAAAUAUUCGUUAUGCUGCGAACCCGACUGGCGCUCUACGGUGGGCGAAGCCGGCGGUGCCAGAGUACAUUGAUACUCUACAGGAUGGUACAUACGGACACAACUGUGUUCAAGUGAUUCCGCCUCCCCCAUUUGAUACAUCUCCUAUAUACAAACAUCUAAUAGCGAAUGCUGCAGAGGACUGCCUCUUCCUCGAUGUUUAUGUUCCUGGGAAGGCGCUACGCGAUACUAACUUGCAACUCCCUGUUAUAACAUGGAUCCACGGAGGCGGUUUUGUCUCUGGAUCCAAGGAUGAGUUUCCUGGUGUAUUUAACGGAACAAAUCUGGUUCAAAGAGCUCACAAUAAUGCUAUUGUCGUAGCUAUUAAUUAUCGUCUAGGUGGAUUUGGGUUUCUCACAGGCAGGACCGUCGAAAUCGAAGCAACACCAAACGCGGGUCUCCAUGAUCAGCGGGCAGCACUUGCAUGGAUACAAUCAUAUGUCUCACUUUUAGGAGGAGACCCUGCUGAUGUGUCUGUCUGGGGAGAAUCUGGUGGCGCUUCAUCCAUCCUCUAUCAUCUUGUGGCAGGGGGAGGGAAACUGGAUCCUCUGUUCCACAAAGCUGUGGUUCUCAGCCCAGCCUCUGGUCAAAGCGUUGACCGUAUGGGAUUCUUGGAACGCAAAUUUGAGUCAUUUGCGUCUUUUGCUGGCUGUGGAAAGAGCGUUACCAUGGACAGUAUAACAUGUUUAAGAAGCGCAAACUUAUCUGCCUUGACGGAAGCCAAUAUACAAGCCUUCCCGGGUGCAACGCCAGCACCGGAUGGAAGUUUCAUUCACCGGAAUCCCAUCCUUGAAUUUGAACAAGGGAACUUUUGGAAGGGGCUAAAGCUGCUAAUCGUGUCUCAUGUUGCCAAUGAGGGACAAUUAUUCAGCCCACACCCAUCGCCAACCAACUUCAUCAAUGAUACUCUGGCACGGUACUUCCCAUCAUAUGCGCAAGAUCAACUAUCGUUGCUCAACACGUAUUACAUCGAUCGGUAUAAUGAUAAUAAGACUCGAAGAGUUGAAUCUUUUAUGCGCGACCUCAACGUUGGUUGUAAUAUCCGCGCCGUCGUGGAGGCAUACGCGCAAAUUACCCGAAUACUACAAUACAGUGCCACCCCUGGCACGCAUGGUAGUGACAUGACGGCACUGUGGUAUGAUGCAGCAUCUUGCAAUAUUACCAACCCAAUAUGGGCAACCUAUCAGCGCUAUAUUCUAGCUUAUGGUCUACUAGGAGACCUGGCAGCCGAACCCCAUAAACCAAGUCUGCUGGUAUGGCCGAAGGUCGCGGGUGUAAAAGCGGAAGAAUUUCAAAAUUUGAUGGAUGUAUCCGAUGCGGGCUUCAGGUUAACUAAUGAUCACCAGAUUUUGCAGAGCACCUUUGAACUCUGGAAAAAUGCUCUUUGGGAAACUACACUACGCGGUGGAUAUUAG
[Torrubiella] hemipterigena is the source of this 1617-nucleotide messenger RNA. The record is from the annotation of a GenBank genome assembly. Lineage: Eukaryota; Fungi; Ascomycota; Sordariomycetes; Hypocreales; Clavicipitaceae.